CACCGUUUGUGCAAUUUGAUGAAAGUGUCAGUGGAAAAGUGCGCCAAAAGAUUCGCAUCGUUCAUUGUUUUCCCUUGCGCGUUGCAAAGCAGAGGCUAAUUUGUCUGUCCUUUUACAAGUGUUCAACUAUUUUUUGUUAUUUAUCUUAUACUUUUGUUGUGUGAAUCGUUUUCCCUACAAGAUGGUUCUGAAACCGAACAAGAUGUAUGUCUUCAAGCGAGAUGGCCGGAAGGAGGAAGUACACCUGGACAAAAUUACUUCGAGGAUUCAGAAGCUUUGCUAUGGGCUGAACAUGGAUUUCGUUGAUCCGGUUGCUAUAACAUUGAAAGUAAUAAACGGGCUCUACUCAGGUGUAACGACGCAAGAGCUCGACAAUCUGGCUGCUGAAACUGCUGCUACCUUGACGACUGAUCAUGCUGAUUAUGCGAUCCUGGCGGCAAGAUUGGCCGUGUCUAACCUGCACAAAGAAACUAAAAAGCAAUUCUCUGAGGUUAUGCACGAUCUGUACAUGAUGGAAAAUGAAUUUCUGAAAACGAAAUCUCCCAUGAUUUCUGAUUUUCAUUACAAGGUGAUAAUGGACAAUGCGGACCGCCUGAAUUCGGCUAUAAUUUAUGAUCGCGAUUUUGGGUACAACUAUUUCGGCUUCAAAACAUUAGAGCGGUCCUACUUGUUGAAGAUCAAGGGCAAGAUCGUUGAGCGACCGCAGCAUAUGUUGAUGCGCGUUGCGAUCGGCAUUCAUGGUGAAGACAUCGAUGCAGCAAUCGAGACUUACAAUCUGCUUUCGGAGCGCUACUUUACCCAUGCCUCACCGACCAUGUUUGCGGCGGCUACGCAACGUCCGCAGUUGUCGUCCUGUUUCUUGCUCACCAUGUCGGACGACAGCAUUGAAGGUAUCUACGAUACGCUGAAGCAGUGUGCACUGAUUUCAAAAUCUGCUGGCGGAAUUGGGCUGAACGUGCACUGUAUUCGCGCGAAAGGUACGUACAUCUCGGGCACGAAUGGAAUUUCAAACGGGUUGGUGCCAAUGCUGCGCGUGUACAACAAUACGGCCCGAUACGUGGAUCAGGGUGGCAACAAGCGCCCGGGAGCUUUUGCCAUCUACCUCGAACCGUGGCACGGUGAUGUGUUCGAGUUUCUGGAUCUGAAGAAAAACACCGGCAAAGAGGAGGUGCGUGCACGCGACAUGUUUUACGCCUUGUGGAUUCCGGAUCUGUUCAUGGAGCGGGUGGAGGCGAAUGAAAUGUGGAGUCUAAUGUGCCCUCACGAUUGUCCCGGUUUGUCUGAUAGCUGGGGUGAAAAGUUCGAGGCACUGUACACUGGCUACGAGAAAGAGGGUCGUUUUAUUCGCCAGGUGAAGGCACAGGAUUUGUGGUUCGCGAUCAUUGAAUCGCAGGUGGAAACGGGCGUACCGUAUAUGCUGUACAAGGAUGCAUGCAACCGCAAAAGCAACCAGCAGAACAUUGGCACCAUUAAGUGUUCUAACUUGUGCACUGAGAUUGUGGAGUACUCGUCGAAGGAUGAAAUUGCGGUUUGCAAUCUGGCCUCGAUCGCACUGAAUAUGUUCGUAAAAUCCGAUAGGACGUACGAUUUCGUAAAGCUGAAGGAUGUCGCCAAGAUAGUAACACGCAAUCUGAACAAAAUCAUCGACAUAAACUACUAUCCGGUGCCGGAGGCGAAGCGUUCCAACAUGCGCCACAGGCCCAUCGGUAUCGGUGUGCAGGGCAUGGCCGAUGCGUUCAUUUUAAUGCGCUAUCCAUACGAAAGCGAAGAGGCCCAAAAGCUGAAUCAACAGAUAUUCGAAACCAUCUACUAUGGAGCACUGGAAGCAAGCUGCGAAUUGGCUGCACGGGACGGUCCAUACGAGACGUAUGAAGGUUGUCCAGUGAGCAAGGGUGUCCUACAGUACGAAAUGUGGAACAAAGAACCGACGGAUCUGUGGAACUGGACAGAGUUGAAGGAGAAGAUUGCAAAGCACGGUAUUCGUAACUCGCUACUGCUGGCACCGAUGCCGACAGCUUCGACGGCACAAAUACUGGGCAACAAUGAGUCCUUCGAGCCGUACACGUCGAACGUUUACAACCGACGUGUGCUAUCGGGCGAGUUCCAGGUGGUGAACCAUCAUCUGCUGCAAGAUCUGACAGCGAUGGGUCUGUGGGAUCUUGACAUGAAGAACAACAUCUUGUCCAACAACGGAUCGAUUCAAAACAUUGAAUCAAUACCAAAGGAAAUCCGCGACCUCUACAAGACGGUAUGGGAGAUCUCGGUGAAAACAUCCAUCAAAAUGGCGGCCGAUCGGGGAGCGUUUAUCGAUCAGUCACAAUCAUUUAACAUACACGUGGCCGAGCCGAACUAUGGCAAGCUGACGUCGAUCCAUUUCUACGCGUGGAAGAUGGGACUAAAAACGGGCAUGUACUACCUGCGCACCAAACCGGCCGUAAAUGCCAUCCAAUUUACGGUGGACAAAACGAAGUUACAAAAUGCCAAUGAGACAAAUGUCAGCCGCAUGUCAAAUGGGGUUGGUGGAGGUACACCACCACGCAAUGGGCAGAUGCGUUAUUCAAUGCUGAACGGAAGUACUAGCACACCAACACGCAACGAGCACCACGAGUCUAAUGGUUUAAUGGACCAGCAGCAGCAACAUCAGGAGCAACCACAGAUGAACGGCUCGUUUGCGGAAAGAAAUAGGCGUAUGGCGGAGAUGGUUUGCUCGCUGGAAAACAAAGAUGAGUGCAUGAUGUGCGGAUCGUAGAACGAUUGUAACAAUAUUUUCAGUCAUUCAUUUUACACUUUCACUUUAUGUUUAGAUAAUUAAGGCUUAUAUAGAAGUUUUUAAAUAAAGUAUUGAUAUAUUGUGUUUCUCUUUUGGCAAAACA
This is a messenger RNA of Anopheles funestus (African malaria mosquito), 2873 nucleotides long. RefSeq names its product ribonucleoside-diphosphate reductase large subunit (gene RnrL). Gene Ontology annotation, biological process: deoxyribonucleotide biosynthetic process; DNA replication. Gene Ontology annotation, cellular component: ribonucleoside-diphosphate reductase complex. The record is from RefSeq and is a predicted model, not a curated record. Lineage: Eukaryota; Metazoa; Arthropoda; Insecta; Diptera; Culicidae. The coding region runs from base 182 to 2749 and encodes 855 amino acids. The transcript has 4 exons. Gene Ontology annotation, molecular function: ribonucleoside-diphosphate reductase activity, thioredoxin disulfide as acceptor; ATP binding.